This is a messenger RNA of Amphiprion ocellaris (clown anemonefish), 13732 nucleotides long. RefSeq names its product cadherin, EGF LAG seven-pass G-type receptor 3 (gene celsr3). Lineage: Eukaryota; Metazoa; Chordata; Actinopteri; Pomacentridae. The transcript is spliced from 37 exons. Gene Ontology annotation, molecular function: calcium ion binding; G protein-coupled receptor activity. Gene Ontology annotation, cellular component: plasma membrane. The coding region runs from base 440 to 12286 and encodes 3948 amino acids. Gene Ontology annotation, biological process: G protein-coupled receptor signaling pathway; homophilic cell-cell adhesion; cell surface receptor signaling pathway. The record is from RefSeq and is a predicted model, not a curated record.
GAUUGUGUGAGUGUUGGAUGGAUGGAUAGUGCUACAGGAGCGCGCGCACACAUGCACAGAGGCAAACGCACACACUGUGAAAGAUAGUGUGUGAGGCAGCCAGCCAGUCAGUCGGUGCGAGUGUGCGAGCCAUGUUGGAUGUGAAUGAACGGGAGGAGAGAUGCUGCCGCGCCGCUCCUAACGCUCAGACCUCCAGCUCCACGGACCACAGCGGGUAGAUGCCAACUCUCCAGGUCGACAGAGAGACGGGGGAGCCUGGGGGAAGGUGUCGGGCGGUGCUGGCGGUCCUGGAACUGGCCAGCUAGCCGGUAAGAGGGGGAGAGAGAGAAGUAACGAAGGGGAGAAGAAGAAAGGAAAGAAAGAAGGCGAGAAAGAGAGAAUAGGCAGAGGUGGAAGAGGGAGAAAGGAGGGGGGAGAUACAGAGAAAGGAAGAGACUAAAUGGCUGCACCGCUACCGGGCUUCACCCCGCUCCUGCUCUCUUCUUUGGCACUCCACCUGCUUCUCCUCGGCCCUUUGUUCGCCUUCGCCCCGGGGACGGUGAAUACAGGAGGGGCUUCCAACAGAUGGACCUCGGGCCUCUGCUACCGAGACGCCGGUAAAGUGAACCAGCAGCAGCAGUGCGAGGAGGCAGGGGAGUCGCCGAGGGGCAGCUGGAAUCUACGCCAAAGCAGGUGGACCGUAGUGCGGAUACAGACUGAGGGAUGCUGCGGAGUGCAGCGUACAAGAGGAUAUCAGCCGGAUGGUGCGAGGGGGACACGGGAAGAGAGACUGAAAGGACUCGGGACGUUUGGGAAGAGUGCAGGCGGCCCACUGGCUCCAUCACCGCCGCCGCCUCCACCUCAUCCUCUCCAUCCCGGUAUUAGGAGCAGGUCCGAUGGCGGCGCGGGAGUGGAGGAGAGAGGAGGGCUGGGGAGGAGGAGGAGGAGAAGGAGGAAGGGCGUUGUUUCACCUCCCGCUUCACCUGCUUUCACCUCCUCGCCGGCUCAGAACGGCAAGAAAAGGGCAGUACAAAGGACUAGAACGUGCGCUCAACGGUGGCCGGCGUCGAGGCCACACCUCGCUAAACGUGGUGCCGCCGGAGCCUUUGUGCACGCCUCUGGCCUGCGCGGGGCACCCGGAAAUGAGGGGGGAGAGGUGUGGGAGAGGGCUCGUGAGGUGAGGCGAGGGUCAUUUGCAACACGGUGCUCCCCGACACCCGGCCAAAUCCACCAGCCAAGCCCUGACAAACGAGCCCUCUCUCCGGCCAACAAGCCCUCACCUGGCCCACUUCCAACCUGCAGCCGUCCGCUGUCUGGAUACAUUUCACCACAAGCUGAUGCUACAAACUACACCUUCAAACCCAGCCUCAUCCUCAGCAGCGCCUUAUAUUCUAUCCCUGCAUCCAAACUGGACUACAUAUAUCAAUUUUUAACUUGUAAUUCCUCUGAUAAAACCCAGAAACAGUCGGUUUUAAGGAAGGAGGUUUGGGAAGCUGGCGUGGACAGGAGUGCUGGUAAUUAUUCUCAUUUGGGCAGGCACAAUGUUAUCGAUCCCAGCCGCAGCAACAGCAGCAGAGAGGGGGGUGAUGAUAGCUGGUUGCCUGGGUGCGUUAGGAACACAGAGAACGACAGAGUGGCGAGGACUUGGGGAGGUGAUGGGGUGGGCAGGGUCACGUGCAGAUAUGCCAGGGCGCACCUUGAGUUUUGGUUACCACCUCUGCGUAAUGCAACGUCUAACCAUGCCAGAAAUAUGGAUAAGAGGAAGGCUGAGAGCAGAGAGAUAAAGGGUGGGAGAGGAGAAGGGGUGAAGCAAGGCAACAAACAUAAUAAUUUAUCUAAUUACAUGGAUAAUGAUUUGGCUUUUCCGAUUCUGACGCUCUUAUGUAGCUCUUUUGAUGAGCUUCAACGGGGGAAAUCAGUACCAGCGACCAGGGGCCAAACCCGGGGAGAGCACAGGGAGGCCCCCAAUGGUGGUUUGGACAGAAAAGAAAAGGGGAAAGGACAUUUAGGCGAGUUUAUGGUUCCCGAGGGAGGCGUAGUUCAGAGGAAUCUCCUCAUCCAGUUUAUCCUUAGUAGCAUGGCGGAGACACGCAGCCAACAGUUUAUAUCCAACAAAAACGCCAUUUUCGAAAUCCUAGCAAAAUAUUCUGGGCCGGUGCUCAGUCCGCCCACUCAGGCACAAACAGACGAUUACACACAGAGUGGAAAACUCUCCACAGCGCUCCGUGCUUCUGCAGAAAAAAUAGAAGCAACUUUAGAGAGGGAGUCUGCCAGUGACUCAGGCUUUUUCUUGUCUGCUAAGUUUCCUGUUGCAUCUCCGCGUCCUCUCACGCAGUCUGAUCUGAUUACAGAAACGCACCCUUCGUUUUCCUCGCAAAUUAACCUGACCGCAUGGCAGCACGACUCCCCACUCCACUCACACUCCUCUACUGAGGACGUGAUUUCAGCACAACGGACAGCUCCGAUUGUGCUCUUGUGGAGCAAAUUCAACAGCAACAGUAAUAACAACAACCAGGAGGAGGGAGAGGAGGAGAUGAACGGCUACAGUCGUGAAUCUGAAAUCCAGAAAUCGCCUUGGCAUGGUCAGACACGACAGGGGGAUGUGUGGGACAAUGGCGCGCUGCGAGACACGGUCCACACAGCUGACAGCGUCUCCACCGACUGUGGAAGGGACAGUAGCGCGCGUAUGCAAUUAAAAUCCAGUAAGCAAGUGCCAUUAGAGCCCGGAGGUGUUAGACAUCCAGAUAGGUGGCAGAUGGGGGAGAGGGACACGGGGAGGGAGGGAGAGGGCUCCGGGGGGUCCGCUGAUACUGCCGAGGCUGUUGCUGCUGCUUGGAGAGGAAAAUUACAGGUGGGGGAGGGCGAGGGAGAGGCGCGGCUGAUAGUGGGGAGAGAGGAGGAAGAGGGAAUAACAAAGCAGGCAGUGGAGAGAGAGGCAGAAGGAAGGAAGGGUCAGGAUGGGGGCAGCAGCAGCACCACCACCAUCAUCACACAGCCAGAUAGCAAAAUAGGGAAGAAAGAGGAUGAAAGCCACGAGGGGGGUGAGGGAGGAGGGGAGGAGGGGGACGAGAGGCACCGUUCAAGGGGAGAGAGGAGCCUGGAACGCCUGAUAAUGCCACCAGGUGAUGAAUCCUCACAGGGAGAAAGGGAGGUUUUGAUGCCUCGAUCCAGACGCGCAGCCAACAGACACCCGCACUUCUCCCUGUAUAAUUAUCAAGUGCAAGUAGCCGAGAACCAACCACCCAGCACCUCCGUCCUCCUAAUGUCUGCCUCAGACUCUGAUGCUGGGGAUGCAGGCAGGGUGAGCUACAGCAUGGCCCCUCUGAUGAAUAGCAGAUCCUCAGAUUACUUCCACAUCCAUCCAGACACAGGCCUCAUCACCACCACUCAGGUUCUUGACCGGGAGCACAUGGAUCUGCAUUACUUCCGGGUCACAGCGACCGAUUAUGGCUCUCCUCGCCUCUCUGGCACCACGAUGGUCGCCAUUACUGUUGCAGACAGGAACGAUCACUCUCCCAUAUUCGAGCAGUCAGAGUACAGGGAGACCAUCAGAGAGAAUGUGGAGGAAGGUUAUCCCAUCCUGCAGCUGAGAGCAACAGACUCAGAUUCCCCCUCAAACGCUAAUAUUCGUUACCGAUUUGUGGGCGACACAGCUGUGAUUGCACGAGCGGCCUUUGAGAUCGACCCUCGCUCCGGCCUCAUUACGACUAGAGGAUUGGUGGACCGUGAAACAAAUGAGCACUACACGCUUCAGGUGGAGGCCAGCGACCAGGGGAAGGAUCCUGGGCCGCGAUCCGCCACUGUCAAAGUUUUCAUCACCGUGCUGGAUGAAAAUGACAAUGUGCCACAGUUCAGUGAAAAGCGCUACGUGGUCGCAGUGAAGGAGGAUGUGCGGCCUCACUCUGAGAUCUUGCAAGUUAGCGCCACCGACCGGGACAAGGACAGUAACGCCGCCGUUCACUAUAAUAUCAUCAGCGGGAACAGCCGUGGACAGUUUUCCAUUGACAGCAUCACCGGUGAGAUCCAGGUGGUGGCGCCGCUGGACUACGAGGCCGAACGGGAGUACACGCUCCGGGUUCGAGCGCAGGACAACGGACGGCCUCCUCUCUCCAACAACACUGGGAUUGUCAGCGUGCAAGUGACAGAUGUGAAUGACAACCCACCUAUCUUUGUCUCCACACCAUUUCAAGCAUCUGUGCUCGAAAGCGCCCCAGUUGGAAGCUCCAUCCUCCACAUCCAGGCCAUUGAUACAGAUUCUGGUGAUAAUGCCCGGCUGGAGUACAGGUUAACUGGCACCAGCUCUGACACUCCAUUCAUCAUCAAUUCUGCAACAGGCUGGGUCACUGUCAGCUCCAUUCUUGACAGAGAGUCUGUAGAGCACUAUUUCUUUGGUGUGGAGGCCAGAGAUUAUGGCAUGCCGCCUCUUUCUGCUACAGCUAGCGUUACUAUAACAGUGAUGGAUGUUAAUGACAACCGCCCAGAGUUCCUUCAGAAGGAGUACUAUGCUCGGCUGAAUGAGGAUGCAGCAGUGGGCACCAGUGUGGUGACGGUCACGGCUGUGGACCGAGAUGUCAACAGUGCGGUGACCUAUCAGAUAACAGGUGGAAACACCAGAAACCGCUUUGCUAUCAGCACAGCAGGAGGGGCUGGACUUCUCUCCUUAGCGCUGCCUCUGGACUACAAACAGGAGCGACGUUAUGUUCUCACCGUCACUGCCUCGGACCGGACGCUCCAUGACACUUGUCAGGUGCACAUCAACAUCACGGACGCCAACACGCAUCGGCCGGUCUUCCAGAGCGCCCACUACUCUGUCAGUGUGAACGAGGACCGGCCGCCUGGCAGCACCGUGGUUGUGAUCAGUGCCACUGAUGAUGAUGUUGGUGAAAAUGCUCGAAUCACUUACUUUCUUGAGGACAAUAUCCCACAGUUUCGCAUUGAUCCAGCCACAGGAGCUAUAACACUUCUGGCCGAGCUGGACUACGAGGACCAGAUGACCUACACAUUGGCUAUAACAGCUAAAGACAACGGAAUACCACAGAAAUCAGACACAACAUAUGUAGAGGUGAAUGUGAAUGACGUGAAUGAUAAUGCACCUCAGUUUCUUAGUCCCAGGUAUCAGGGAACAGUGAGUGAAGACGCUCCUCCAUUCACCAGCGUCCUCCAAAUCUCCGCCACUGACCGUGAUGCCCACGCCAACGGUCGGGUUCAGUACACCUUCCAAAAUGGCGAAGAUGGAGAUGGAGAUUUUACCAUCGAACCCACAUCUGGUAUUGUCCGAACUGUUCGACGUUUGGACCGUGAGAGCGUCCCAUUCUAUGAACUCACUGCCUACGCCGUGGAUCGAGGUGUUCCCCCUCAGCGAACCCCAGUCCACAUACAGGUGACGGUCCUGGAUGUCAACGACAAUGCCCCUGUCUUCCCUGCUGAUGACUUCGAGGUUCUGGUGAAGGAAAACAGUGUUGUUGGCUCUGUGGUCGCCCAGAUCACAGCUACUGACCCAGAUGAGGGUGCCAACGCUCAGAUUAUGUACCAAAUUGUUGAGGGAAACAUCCCUGAGAUCUUUCAGAUGGACAUCUUCUCAGGAGAGCUCACUUCGCUCAUCGAUCUUGACUAUGAGGCCCGAAACGAGUACGUCAUCGUAGUCCAGGCUACAUCUGCACCUCUGGUCAGCCGGGCCACUGUCCGGAUCCGACUAGUGGACCAGAACGACAACCGGCCGACCCUGCAGGACUUUCAAAUCAUCUUUAAUAACUUUGUGUCCAACCGGUCCAACAGUUUUCCCAGUGGGGUGAUUGGGAGGGUCCCUGCCCACGAUCCAGACGUUUCAGACAGGCUGUACUACACCAUCGACAGGGGCAAUGAGCUUCACCUGCUGCUGCUGAAUCACACCAGCGGAGAGAUCCGGCUGAGCCGAAAACUGGAUAACAACAGGCCGCUGGUGGCUCCCAUGCUGAUCACCGUCACGGACGGCGUCCACAGUAUCUCAGCCCAGUGUGUUCUCCGCGUCCUCAUCAUCACCGAGGACAUGCUGGGCAGCAGCGUCACCGUCCGCCUCCAGAACAUGUCCCAGGAGCACUUCCUGUCGCCGCUGCUGGGUAACUUCCUGGAAGGCGUGUCGGCAGUGCUGUCAGUGCCCGUCGAGGACGUCUUCAUCUUUAACAUCCAGCCGGACCUGGACGCGGCACCGGGAGGGAUCCUGAACGUCAGCUUCUCGGCUGUGCUGCCAGGCGGACACUUCUUCCCCUCCGAGGCUCUGGAGGAGCAGCUCUACCUGAACAGGCCGAGGCUGACGUCACUGACGCAGAUGGAGGUUCUGCCGUUCGACGACAACGUGUGCUUGCGGGAGCCCUGCCAGAACUACAUGAAGUGCAUCUCGGUGCUGCGCUUCAACAGCUCAGCCCCCUUCAUCUCCUCGCCCUCCAUCUUGUUCCGGCCCAUCCACCCCAUCGCCGGCCUUCGUUGCCGCUGCCCUGUGGGCUUCACGGGCGAUUACUGCGAGACAGAGAUCAACCUGUGCUACUCCAACCCCUGCCUGAACGGAGGAGUCUGUGCCCGCAGAGAGGGAGGAUACACCUGCAUCUGCCGGGAAGACUACACUGGUGACCGCUGUGAGUUCGACCGACGGCAGGGCAGGUGUGUUCCAGGUGUGUGCCGUAACGGAGGAACCUGUCGGGAGCUUUCAGGUGGAGGUUUCCGUUGCGAGUGUCCUGCAGGAGGCUACGAGCGUCCGUACUGCACCGUCACCGCUCGGUCCUUCCAGCCCAAAUCCUUCGCCAUGUUCCGGGGUCUCCGCCAGAGAUUUCACCUCUCCAUCUCGUUAACUUUUGCCACAUUGGAGAGCAGCGGUCUUCUCUUCUAUAACGGACGCUUCAAUGAGAAACAUGACUUCAUCGCUUUGGAGAUCCAAGAGGGACAAGUGGUGUUCAAAUACUCCACAGGUGAGUCGUCCACUCAGGUGAGUCCCUACUUGCCUGGCGGUGUGAGCGACGGAGACUGGCACACCGUUCACAUCCACUACUACAACAAGCCAGCUAUACGCUAUCCUAAGCGCAGUAUGAGCGGUGAAGCCCAGGGUCCAUCAGAUGAGAAGAUUGCUGUGGUGAGCGUUGAUGACUGCGAUACUUCCUUGUCGCUCCGCUUCGGCACGCAGCUCGGAAAUUAUAGCUGCGCGGCUCAGGGCAAACAGACCAGCAACAAGAAGUCUCUGGAUCUGACUGGUCCGUUGUUUCUGGGCGGAGUCCCCAACGUGCCUGACAACUUUCCCUUCGGCACCAGAGAGUUCAUCGGCUGCAUGAAGGAGCUGCACAUCGACAACAAGCCGCUGGAUCUGGCUGGAUUCAUCGCCAACAACGGAACUCUUCCUGGCUGCAGCGCCAAACUGCCCUUCUGUAAGUCCAACCCCUGCCAGAACGGAGGCACCUGCAGGGUGAGCUGGGAGACUUUCUCCUGCGACUGUCCAUUAGGAUAUGGAGGGAAGGACUGUAGCCAUGUGAUGCCACACCCACACCGCUUCCUGGGUAACAGCGCCCUCUGGUGGGACCUGAAGAAUGACGUGACCAUCUCCACGCCCUGGUACCUCGGCCUGGUGUUCCGGACCAGAGCGAAAGAGGGAACCCUGCUGCAGGCCCAGGCCGGGCAGUACACCAGCCUGUUGUUCCAGGUGAUAAAUGGUCAGCUGGUGUUCUCCGUGACCCGCGGUGCGACCAGACCGGUUCGUCUGCGGCUGGAUCAGGUUCAAGUGGCAGACGGCCGAUGGCACGACGUCCAGCUGGAGCUGCGAGACGUUCGCAGCGGCCGCGAGACGCGAUACGUCGCCACGCUGAGGCUUGACUUUGGACUCUAUCAGGGUACGGUGAUAGUGGGAAAUGAGAUUCAUGGCUUAAAGGUGAAACAUCUGCAUGUGGGAGGAGUGCUCGGCUCCGGAGAGGUUCAGAAUGGGAUAAGAGGAUGCAUACAGGGUGUUCGUUUGGGUGUUCGGCCGGACUCUCCUGCCCUUCCUCGCCCAUCCAGAGCUGUCAAAGUGGAAACUGGAUGUAGUGUUGGGAACGCUUGCAUGUCAUCUCCUUGCCCAUCUCACAGCCGGUGCGCCGACCAAUGGGAGCGACACACCUGUGUAUGCGAAUCUGGUUACUAUGGGAAUGGUUGCACCGACGCCUGCCAGCUGAAUCCGUGUGAAAAUGAAGCUCAGUGCCAUAGGAAGCCCAGCUCCUCUCACGGAUACAUCUGUGACUGCGGCGACAAUCACUACGGCCAAUACUGCCAGCACGGGAUUGAUCACCAGUGUCCUAGGGGCUGGUGGGGAUCUCCAACCUGUGGACCAUGUCACUGUGACACCAACAAAGGCUUCGACCCCGACUGCAACAAGACAAGCGGACACUGUCACUGCAAGGAGUUUCACUACCGUCCACGAGGUUCCGACACCUGCCUUCCGUGCGACUGCUACCCGGUUGGCUCCUUCUCACGGUCAUGUGACCCAGAAUCGGGCCAAUGUCAGUGCAGGCCCGGCGUGAUUGGUCGCCAAUGCAAUGCUUGUGACAGCCCCUUCGCCGAGGUCACCAAUUCAGGCUGUGAAGUUAUUUACGAUGGGUGUCCAAAGACCAUCACUCAGGGGAUCUGGUGGCCUCGGACCAAGUUUAACCUGCCGGCUGCCGUGCCCUGCCCCAAAGGCUCUGUUGGUGCAGCCAUCAGACACUGUGAUGUGGAGAGAGGAUGGCUGGAACCGGAUCUUUACAACUGUACCUCACCUCCAUUUGUGGAGCUCAAUGCUGCUCUUGAUUCCCUGGAGCGUAAUGAGACGGAGCUUAACACCAUCCUGGAGAAGAAACUUGCCCACCAGCUCCGCGACGUGACCGAGUCCACUGCCCGUCUCUAUGGCAACGACCUGCAGAUCACCGAGCGUCUGCUGUCCCGCCUCCUCACGUUCGAGACCCAGCAGAGCGGCUUCGGACUCACGGCCACCCAGGACGCUCACUUCAACGAGAACAUCGUCCGAGGCUGCAGCGUGGUGUUGGAUCCUGGUACCUCCGGACUCUGGCGGGCUCUCACUCAGAGUCAGAACCACGUCCCAGGUGGCGGUCCAGCCGAGCUGACCGAGCUGCUGGAGCAGUAUGCGCAGAACCUGGCCCAGAACAUGAAGCUCACCUACCUCAACCCCGUGGCUCUGGUUGCUCCCAACAUAGUCAUGAACCUGGACCGCGUGGAGAACCACACCCACGUGCGACGGCGUUUUCCUCGCUACCACACCUCCAUGUUCCGGAGCCAGGUGGUGUGGGACCCCUACACCCACGUCAUACUGCCCCCUGCUGCCCUGGUGCCACAGCGGCAGCAGCAGCAGCACAGCUGGAAGGAGAAGGAAAGAACUACCGAGAAAAACCCCUCGACCAAUCAGAACACAGCGUCGGCCCCCGUCAGCAUCUCGGCCAAUCAGACAGGAGAAUACGUGGCGGCCAGACGCACCGUUUCACUACCUGAGCCUCCAUUUACCAUCGUCAUCCUGCUGAUCUAUCGAAGUCUUGGUGCUGCUCUUCCUCCCAAAUACCACACCGACCGACGGGGAGUCAGGCUUCCCAGACAUCCAGUAAUGAACUCCCCAGUGGUCACUAUUUCAGUCUACAACAACCAGACAUUUGUCAGUGGACACUUGGAUCAGCCCAUCCUGCUGGAGUUCAAGCUGCUGGAAACAGCCAAUCGCAGCAAACCUCUUUGUGUACAGUGGAACCACAGCAGCCCACAUGAGUUAGGAGGCUGCUGGACUGUCAGAGACUGUAUGGUUGUCUACAGAAAUACAUCUCAUGUCCGCUGUCAAUGCCAGAGACUGGGAACCUUCGGCGUGCUGAUGGACAGUUCACAUAGAGAGCAGUUGGAGGGGGAUCUGGAGACUCUGGCCCUGGUUACGCAUUCUUCUCUAUGUGUCUCCAUGCUCGCCCUCCUUCUCACUGUCUUCGUCCUUUCCUGCCUCCGAGGCCUCAAGUCCAACACCAGGAGCAUCCAUUCUAACACAGCAGCGGCCAUGUUUCUGUCAGAGCUGGUGUUUUUAUUGGGUGUCAGUCAGACUGAACAACAGUUCCUGUGUACGGUCAUUGCCAUCCUGCUGCACUACUUCUUCAUGUCCACGUUUGCCUGGAUGUUCGUCGAGGGCCUCCACAUCUACCGCAUGCAGACCGAGCAGCGCAACAUCAACUACGGUGCUAUGAGAUUCUAUUACGCCAUUGGCUGGGGCGUCCCCGCCAUCAUCACAGGGCUGGCAGUCGGUUUGGACCCAGAGGGUUACGGGAACCCAGACUUCUGCUGGAUCUCCAUCUAUGACAAACUCAUCUGGAGCUUCGCCGGUCCCAUCGCCAUUGUCAUACUGAUGAACGGAGGAAUUUUCAUGAUCGUAGCCAAGAUGUCAUGUAAGCCAUCACAGAAGGAGACCAAGAAGCUUCCCGUCAUUGCUACUAUCCGAAACGCCUUCCUGCUGCUGCUGGUGGCCACUUCCACCUGGCUGUGUGGUCUGAUGGCCGUGAACAAUAGCAUCCUGGCUUUCUACUACAUAUUCAAUGUCCUCUGUCUAUUUCAGGGUUUGUCGGUGAUGCUCGUCUUCACCGUGUUCAACUCGGAGGUUCAGGAGGCCUGGAGAGUAGCCUGUUUAGGUAAAAAGAGUCCUGGAGAAGAACCACCGAGACCACCACAGAACACAGUUCAAAACCCCUAUCAUAAUGCAUCUCUGUUGGAGCAGAGCGGCCUCCACCGGAUCACCCUGGGAACCUCCACCAUCUCCUCUGUCAGCUCUGCCAGAGAAAAUCUUUUAGCUCGACAGACUCUGGAACAAAACAUCGUCCACACCGGAGCUACUGACCUGGAUGUAGCCAUGUUCCAUAGAGACGGAGGUGAGGACUCGGACUCGGACUCUGAUCUCUCCAUGGAGGAGGAGCAUAGUCUCUCCAUCCCUUCGUCUGAGAGUGAGGACAAUGUGCGUCUCCGUGGACGCAUCCAGCGGCGGUUCAAACGCUCCAAUCACAGCGAGCGUCUGCUCACCGAACCCACCAACAAUGGUACCAAAGAUCUGGAUGGCAAUGACCUUUUGUCCUACUGGCCAGCUUCGGAGGAGUGUGAGACACACACCCUGCAGAAGUGGGGCUCAGAGCGCCCCCUGGGGGCAGAUUUCAGCAAGGAUACUGCCAAUAACAACCAGCCAGACGCAGCGCUCACCAGUGGAGAUGAGAAUGGCCUCACCCAGCCACACAGGCACCGCAAGGGUAUCCUGAAGAACCGCCUCGGCUGUACUCCAGCUCUCCAGGGUCUCUCCACCAUGGGCCGAGUUCCCAGUGAGCUCAACUGGUACCGGACCUCUACUCUAGGUCACCGAGGCGUUCCUGCAGCCUCGUAUGGUCGCAUGUACUCUGCCACGGCUGGUGCUGGUGGAGGUUCUGGUUCUCUGUCCCAGCCAGCAUCCCGCUACUCCUCCAGGGAGCAUCUGGACUCUCUUGCCCGGAGGCAGCUGUCCAGGGAUCCGCUGGGGAGGCAGACGGUUGGGGGUUCAAGGGACCGACUGGACUCCCGGGGUUCCAGAGACAACCUGGAUCUCUUACCCAGGAGGAGAGACCUGGGGCUGGGGCAAGGAGCCGGGCUGGGUGGCCUGGACCACCAGAGGGUCUCAUCGUCCCGAGAGAACCUGACAGGAUCCAGGGACAGACUGGACAACCACCACGCGAGCAGCUUCCACGCUUCGAGGGAGGACUUGAGUGGAACUGUCGGACCCAGGAUGGAUGGCUACCUGAGCGGGUCGAGGUCGCAGCUGAACACGUUGACUCGGCGACAGGCCUCAUCCCGGGAGCACCUGGGGGGGGCGCUGAUGACCAGCCGGUCGAGGGAGCAGCUGGAGACCAACGGAGUGGGAGCCCAGGUUCAGCCUUGUCGGGAGUGGCUCCGGACUUUGCCUCCUCGCCAGCCAUCGCACACCGACCAGCCUCCCUCGUCCUCCCCACCUCCCCCGAUCUCCGAGGAGCCCCAGCAGGAGCAGCAGCCUCCCUCAGCUCAUGCCAGGGGACGACUGGACUCUGCACCUUCAUGUAGGUACUCCCAGGGGCCAGGUGCAAAUCCAAACCCCCUGGGUCGGCAACCGUCCAGUGAGCAACUGGAUAUCCUGACCUCCAUCCUGGCCUCCUUCAGCUCCUCUGUCCUCACUCCUCCCCCUGCUGCCUUUAACCCCGGUCCCAAUGGCUCCGUCCAUAGACCCUCCCUUUCCCCGUCGCAGUCUGCCACCUCCCACAGCAUAUCUGAAGUCUCCCCCGACUCCGAAACCAACAGAAGUGAAGGACAGUCUUGAUGACAGCCUCCAUAUCCCAUAAUGCAUUACAACAGUGCUGGGGACACAAGGGACAAGCUCAAAGGUCCACUGGGACAUUGGAGGACUACAAAGCAAGCUUUCAAAUUAGACGGAGGCACUGAUAAAAAGAAGCAUCAUCUGUAUAUGAUAGAACUGAUAGAACUCUAUCAUAUGCAGAUAAUGCGUCAAAAACUUGAUUUGUACAGAAACAAACUUGUGGGCGAGUUGAACUGUACAAAUCAAGUUUUUGACUCCAACCGCCUACAAGAAACUAUGAUGGUUCUUUGGACGUUGAGUCAACCACGUCUACUACCUAAAGAACGCUACAGACUACAGCAAAACUCCUCAGAUUUCAAACAUUAGCCUGAACCACGCAAGAUCUGUCGAAAAGGGAAAAAAAAGCGACUGUAAAUAACAUUUUUAUACAUUUUGUAUCUUUUUCAUUGGAGAUGAAGAAGAAAUCUCUUGUGAUGUUUUUGUUUUGUUUUCUGUUUUUUCAAAAACGAUUGUGUCCGUGUGAGGUUGUGAGGUUGGUGCGAGUGCAGUCUUGUUUGUUUGCUGAGGGAGAGAUUUUCCCCCGAUAAAGAGUUAAAGAUAAAAAAAGAAAAUAAUCCCCCAAAUUUCUCCAUGAAAAGCAUUUUUUCCUCAGAAACUUCUCCUCACACUCACCCUCAUCUUUAUGUAUAGCGACAGGGCUCCAGCAAUAGUAUCGAAUGAGAUUACUGAAAAACUGCGAGAUGUUGUUGGAGUGAAAAUAUCAAAGUAUCAGGAAGUGAUUGUAAAUAAAGGAAGGGAUUAUUAUAACGUAUUUGAUAAAUGAGAUGAUUGUGCAGAGAAAGAUUGCAAAGGUUCGUAGCAGGUGUUAAAGGUCAGUCACGAGUGUCAAAGUUAUCAGCUCUGUCAGGAGAUUGUGCUGGUUUUGUGAUCCGCUGUUAUAUGAAAGUGACCUUGUCCUCCAUCUGUGUAUCUUCGAGCCCGGGCUGUCUGAAUCAGACCAUAUCAGUGUGCUGAUAUUACCAGACCAUAUCCUUAGUGUUCUGGAGACUCAGUGGGUGAAGGUUCAUAUCUCCGUCCGCCUCUCUGCAUAAGGCCAUGUUAAGCAAUGACUGUUUAAACCCUUUCAAGGUUUUAUUUUAUUUUUUAUUUUUUUUAAUACUUUGAUGCAUCACGACUCAACCUUCCUCAACGGGGAUGCCUACAGGAGCAGCUCAACCUCUCUGGCAGCAUUCAGGAGACUCAUUUCUCAAAGCUUCUCAUUUACGAAGAAAUUCUGUGCAAAUCUAAAGCCAAAGGGACUUAAAAAUCAGUAUGAUACAUUGAUGCUCUGCAGUUUUCUGUGAUGACUUGUGCAGAUGUAAUUUUGUUUUAAUCUUUUUUUUUUUUUUUUUUAACAAUAAUCGUGCCAUGGAAAUAAGUCUAAAAUGAAAAAUUCUUGUUACUAAUGAG